ACCUCCUCUUCCUGAUUGGCCAGUAGUGUCGCUCUGUGAUUGGCUGAUAUUAAAAUUUAAAAAUCGGGUGCUGCGCGUCCAGUUCCACCGAGAAAGACAGACAAAUACGCUAUUCAAAAACAAAGUUGCUGCCAUGUCAGCGGUAGAGGACGGUGCCCAGCUGCAGUGCUGCGUGACUGUGGAGCAGCUGAACAGCUCCGGCCAGGCCACUCGGAGGCAGGUCAUCCGCAAAGCCUCCGUUAUUUUGGGCCGCAAUGAGUUCCAGGAGAUCAUCCUUCGAGUCCACGACGGGAAAGUCCCGCAAAAUUACCACUUGAAAGAGUUCAAACUCUUCACCAAGUUCUACAGAGAGGGCAAGUGCACCGUCAAGCUGCUCCCUGAAAACAUCCAAGUGCUCAUCUCCAACUGCCCCCCUGACCAGCUGAGCCUCUUUCUCAAAACCCUGAGCAUCAAACACCAGGCCCUGCAGGCCUGCAAGACCAUGAGCAACAGGGAGAAGCUCAAAGCCGGGCUGCCACGCAGCUUCGAGGCCAUCAGCCCCCUGCAGCAGAAAGAUAUCCAGAAGGUCAAUGAGCUGAGAAGUAAAGCAGCUCCCAGUGGCCUGGCAGACCGCACCAAUAAGAUCUCUGUGGCAGGCACAGGACAGCAGAAAAAACGCUCCAGGAGUGACAGUAACUUUAGCCCUGUGAAGGCCAACCCCAGUAAGAAACCCAUCCUAUCUCUACCAUCACGCAAGCUAAAUAAAGAACAGGCAGCUGUUCUCAGUGCAGUGCUGAGCGGCAAGAACGUCUUCUUCACUGGAAGCGCAGGAACAGGAAAGUCUUUCUUGCUUAAGAGGAUCAUGGGAUCUCUCCCCCCAAAGAGCACCUUUGCCACAGCCAGCACAGGAGUAGCUGCAUGUCACAUUGGAGGAACAACAUUACACAACUUUGCUGGAAUUGGCUCGGGUUCGGCCCCACUGGAGCAGUGCAUCGAGCUGGCUCAGAGGCCCGGGGUGCUGCAGCACUGGACUAGCUGUCGACACCUUAUUAUCGACGAGAUCUCCAUGGUGGAGGCCCAGUUCUUUGACAAGCUCGAGUCAGUAGCAAGGUCUGUGAGAAAGUCUACUGAGCCGUUUGGAGGGAUCCAGCUGAUCGUGUGUGGCGACUUCCUUCAGCUGCCUCCAGUUUCUAAGGGAAAGGAAAAGGCCAACUUCUGCUUUCAGGCCAGGAGUUGGCGCAAAGUUAUCCAGGUCAACAUGGAGUUAACAGAAGUACGGAGGCAAACGGACCAGACUUUCAUCUCCCUCCUGCAGGCAGUGAGGGUGGGCAGGGUGACGGAGGAAGUCACAGCUAAGCUGAUGAAAAGUGCCUACCAUCAGAUCGAGACUGACGGCAUUCUAGCGACCAGGCUGUGCACACACAAAGAUGAUGUGGAGCUCACAAACGAGAACAAACUCCGGCAGCUGCCAGGCGCAGUACGUGAGUUUGAAGCACUGGACAGCGACCCAGUCCUGGUGAGGACUAUUGACUCUCACAGCCCCGUCAGCAGACUGAUCCAGCUCAAAGUGGGAGCUCAGGUCAUGCUGACUAAGAAUCUGGAUGUCGGUCGGGGUCUGGUGAAUGGAGCCCGUGGGGUUGUGGUGGCUUUUGAUUCUGGAAAAAAUGGACUCCCAAGGGUACGCUUCCUGUGCGGCACUACAGAGGUGCUGAAGCCAGAGCGCUGGGUCUUUAAGUCUGGUGGCGGGAUCCACCUGAGUCGGCAGCAGCUGCCGCUCAAACUGGCCUGGGCCAUCUCCAUCCACAAGAGCCAGGGAAUGACGCUGGACUGCGUAGAAAUCUCUCUGGCGCGCGUGUUUGAGAGCGGCCAGGCUUACGUGGCCCUGUCUCGGGCUCGGAGCCUGGAGGGUCUCAGGGUCAUGGACUUUGACCCCCGUGUGGUCCGGGCAGAUCCAGACGUUCUCCUCUUCUACAAGAAACUGAGGAAGGAGAGGCUGCUCAUGCAGGCCUCCAUGGAUGAGUUUGUUGGAAACAGCAACAAAGAAAAUGUCUGGUGAGGAGGACGCCUCCAGUCUUUUAUAAAGAUAUGCACUGUGUGCAUGACUUGUUCUAAUCUUCUGGUUACAACAUGAUUUUCCUAAAUGACUGCAACCAGAUGUCUGCCUCACGUUUCCUCUUAACUGACUGUACUUGGAGUCACACUGCCACCAUCUGUUCAUUAUUGUUCAUUUUGUAAGAGCUUAUUUUUAUUAGGAUUUUUGUAUUUAUUAUCAUGUUUGCAUGUAUUGAAAUAAAAUUUUAGUCAACUUUUAACUUAUCA
Messenger RNA from Mugil cephalus (flathead mullet), 2298 nucleotides. It is a transcript of the gene pif1, whose product is annotated as PIF1 5'-to-3' DNA helicase homolog (S. cerevisiae). Gene Ontology annotation, molecular function: DNA helicase activity; ATP hydrolysis activity. The transcript has 13 exons. The record is from RefSeq and is a predicted model, not a curated record. Lineage: Eukaryota; Metazoa; Chordata; Actinopteri; Mugiliformes; Mugilidae. Gene Ontology annotation, biological process: telomere maintenance; DNA repair. The coding region runs from base 134 to 2035 and encodes 633 amino acids.